Messenger RNA from Copidosoma floridanum, 5065 nucleotides. RefSeq names its product contactin. NCBI's taxonomy places the organism in Eukaryota, Metazoa, Arthropoda, Insecta, Hymenoptera, Encyrtidae. Gene Ontology annotation, molecular function: protein binding. Gene Ontology annotation, biological process: cell-cell adhesion. The record is from RefSeq and is a predicted model, not a curated record.
GUUGCGAGGGGGACGCCAACAACUUUUAAAAACGCGUAGACCGCACGCAGCUCAUGAGAGAAAAAACGAGGACGGCCGAAUCAAAGGCAUGAAAAUGUCCUUGAAGCUUCAGUCGGCGUUACUGCUGGUAACAGCGGCAGUCGCGUUGUCGCAGACCCUCUACUACAACGAAAUCGAGCCGAGAUGCCCAAAGCCAUGGGUGACCUUCCAGGAGAGCUGUUACCGCUUCAUGAAGAGCUACAGGCCAAGGGACGAGGCGAGCAGAAACUGCCAGGCCUACCAGGCCCAGCUCCUAUCGAUAAAUUCCCUCGAGGAGCACAGCUACAUCCUGAGAGAGCUCCUGCAGGAGGAUCACCAGCACAAAAAGUGGUACACCGGGGCGAGGAUGCAGGGGAGCUACUGGACGAACGAGGACGGUACCCAGCUCGUUAACAUGGACAACGCCUUUCUCCCCGAGAGGCUGGACAUGAACAACUACGGCAAGGACCAUCUGGUCUACGGGUACAGCGAGGGCCUCAUGCGCUGGGGUCUGGAGAAGGUCUCGGGCCGCGAGGCGCACUAUUACAUUUGCGAGGCGCCCGCCAUCAAUCUCCAGUACCUGCUCACGGAUGACAGGAGCUUCCAGUACGGGAUCGAGGUGAGCGAUCCCUUGAAGAUACCACGAGGACCGUACUUCAUCAAACAGCCCGAGGACAGAGUGUUCGACGUUACAAAGCGCGUCAUGAGCAACGACAUAUCGCUGAGUUGUCUCGCGGGUGGCUAUCCGGCCCCGACGUACGACUGGUUCAAGGAGACCUUCCACAACGACCGGCUCGUCGCCAAAAGGAUAGACCCCCUGGCUAACAACAGGUACACCGUCAGCGGUGGCACUCUGAUCAUCUUCAAUCCCAAUCAGACGGAGGACAGGGGCUCGUACCACUGCAAGGCGAGCAACAAGUUUGGCACCAUCAGGUCAGAGAGCGUCGACCUGUCCUUUGGCUACAUCCUCGAGUUCAACUUCAAGCGGCCGGAAGUCCGGGGCGACGAGCACUGGGGCAAGGUCGUCUACUGCGAUCCGCCCCAGCACUACCCGGGGGUCAAGUACUACUGGGCCCGCGGGGCUUUUCCCUUCUUUGUCGACGACGACAACGAGCGGCUCUUCGUUUCUAACGACGGUUCGCUCUACUUCUCGGCUCUCGAGAAGAACGACCAGGCCAACUACUCGUGCAACGUGCAGAGCAUCGCCUCGGACACGGGACGCAACGGGCCGCUCUUUCCCCUCUACGUUGACACGAAUCUGACGCCGCAGAACUUGAAGUUCCCGAAAAACUUUCCCAAGGUAUUCCCCGAAGCUCCGAUCGCCGGGGAUCAAGUGAGGAUGGAGUGCAUCGCCUUUGGAUUCCCAGUGCCUUCGUACAAUUGGACGCGGGUGGAUGGCGAUCUACCGCGUGGCGCUUACUUGAUGAACCACAACCGGGUCCUGAUGAUCCCGCGGGUCAAGAUCGAGGAUCAGGGCGAGUACGUGUGCCGUGCGCGCAACGAGAAGAUAUCGAUCAAGAACUCGGUCCAGCUGCUUAUCCAGGCCGCCCCGAAUUUCACGGUUCCUCUGGCCGACAAGCACAUGGAUAACCGGGCAAGCUUGACCUGGGUUUGCGAAGCUUUUGGUAUGCCCGACGUAACGUACAAUUGGCUGAAGAACGGCGAGUACCUGGAUAUCAGCGUGAUGCCCGAGGACAGGGAACGGUACUUUGUCCAAGACAACGUGCUCAAGAUCAACUCGCUGGAUCCCGAGAGGGACGAGGCCAUGUACCAGUGCGAGGCCAAGAACCAACUCAAGACCAAAUACUCGUCGGCUCAGCUCAGGGUUUUGUCUCUCAAGCCGACGUUCAAGAAACGCCCGGUCGAACUGGAGACGUACGCGGCUCAGAAUGGCAACGCCACGAUAAUGUGCAAUCCCGAGGCUGCACCACAGCCAAAGUUCACGUGGAAGAAGGACGGUAACGUGCUCGGGAGUGGCGGUAGGAGACGCAUUCUGGAGACGGGCACUCUGAUCAUCAGUCCCGUGUCGACGGACGACGAGGGCACCUACGUCUGCCAGGCGUCGAAUCAGUACGGCAGCGACGAGUCCCGCGGUCGACUGAUAGUUCUGAGUGCCCCGACACUCGUCGAGUCCCUGCCACCGCGUAUCGUGGCGGCCUACAACCAAAACCUCACGUUACGAUGCAGCGUUUCCGUCGACGAGAUGCUCGACGUCGCGUACAUCUGGAUGCACAACGACAUGCGCAUUCGCAACAGGGACAUCAACCCGAAUCCACGGCUGGUGACCGACGCCGGCCAACUGAACAUCAUAAACGCGACCUUCGCCGAGGCCGGGGACUACGAGUGCAUCGUCAAGAGCACCGUGGGUCGCAUAUCCUCGCGCACGAGCAUCACCAUCGAGGGCCCACCGGGUCCAUCCGGGGGCGUCCAGGUCGUCAACGUCGCCAGGACUUCGGUGACGCUCACCUGGACCGACGGCGCCUCCCACGGUCGGCCGAUCAAUAGGUACGCGAUAGAGGCGCGCACCAACUGGAACCGCACGUGGGUCAACAUAACCGAGGACAAUCAGUCGUUCACGGAGGACGACCGGUACAACGGGCGCAAGCGCAUAUUCCUCGAGAACGUCCUCAACCCGUACACGACCUACGAGUUUCGAGUGAGGGCCGGCAACGAGCUGGGCUACGGUCCAGCCUCGACGCCCUCACCCCAGUACAGUACACCGUCGGACAAGCCGGCCAAACCACCGGCAAACAUACGCGGUGGUGGCGGUAAGAUCGGCGACCUGACCAUCAAGUGGAACGUCCUCAAGCCGGCCGAGCAGUACGGGCCGAACGUCUUUUACAAGAUAUUCUGGCGGCGCAAGCGAGACGAGUCCGAGUUCCAGUCUCUGGUGCUCAAGGAGCAGGGCAACGUCGGCACCGCCGUCGUCCACAUCCAGCCGCAGUACUACUACACCGAGUACGAGGUGCGGGUUCAGGCCGCCAAUGCCAUCGGAUACGGCCCAAAAUCCGAGAUCGUGACGAUCUACAGUGCCGAGGACAUGCCCCAGGUUGCGCCCCAAAAGGUCUACGCCAUGUCGUACAACGGCACGGCGCUCAACGUCACCUGGGACCCGAUAGAGCAGACGCGCGAACGCGUGCGCGGCAAACUCAUUGGCCAUCGCAUCAAGUACUGGGAGACGGACAAGCCCGAGGAGGACGCGGUCUACUAUCUGUCACGUACAACGCGCCCGUGGGCCAUAGUCGUUGGUCUCCAGCCCAACACCUACUACUGGGUCAAGGUGAUGGCGUACAACUCGGCGGGAGAGGGUCCAGAGAGCGAGCGGUUCCGGGAGCGUACGUACCGCAAGGCGCCGCAGAACCCGCCGUCCUCGGUCCACGUGUCCGGGCGCAAUCCGACGUCGGUGAAGGUCUCGUGGCGAUACGUUCAGAACAUCGAGGGCGAGGAGCCGGUGAUCGGCUUCAAGAUUCGCUGUUGGGAGACCGACCAGGACAUGAGCACUGCCAAGGACACGUAUGUGCCGACCGGUAAGAUCGAGGCGAUCAUCGAGGGUCUCGGCGUUGGUAAGGAGUACUAUCUCCGGGUGUUGGCCUACAGUAACGGAGGGGACGGAAGAAUGUCCAGUCCGGCGUACAGGUUCAGGAUGGGCGAUGCCUCGGAUUACGGGAAUUCCGCCUCCGGACGUGGGAUCAGUACGUUUCUCAUCCUCGUGACGACCGUUGUUUUGCGGGCCUUUUAUCGCGUGUGAGAUGAUGGGCAUUUUUUUUUUUUUCAACGUUGGAUAUCCAGAAAUUGUCGAGCGAGCUUACAGGAGGGACUUGCCAAAAGUAAAAGGCCUGUUGGAAUUAUUAAGGUAACAUAGUAACUCUUUUUUCGUCAUUCCUCGUCGAACAAUCAACAAAAAUGCCUGCAACCAUGAUGAUGCAAAAUUUAUAUGUGUAUACAUAUCUUUAUAAAAAAAAAUUUUUAUACGUACGAUUAAUGUGGUAUAUUGAUAGCUUUCGCUAUACGUAAUACGUAUGCCAUGAAAAAUUAUUUAGAAGAAAAUUACUUGGUAUAGUUUAUCGAAUCUCAACUCAUAGGACCAAAAAAAAGAGCCUUUAUAUAAAACUACAAGUAUAUAUUAUAUUGUAUCGAAAGUGUUUUUUUAUCGUAGAUUUGUAAAAUCCAAAUUCCUGGUGAACAAAAGUGGUAUAAAUGAUUAAAAAUUUAUAACGUAACCCUCAAUAUGUAUAUAUGUUUUGAGGUUGUAUUGGAACAAAAUAUUUUUUAUAAGAAAAAUGUCUUGAAAAGGCAUUAAUCAUAGUAUGAAAUUAUAUUUACGCAAAUUAAUUAUAUGUAAGAUAAUGUGAAUAUGCAGGGCAGUUAUGUGCAUUAUAUCAGAGGUAAGAAUCACAGUCAUGUUGUCAAAUUGUUGAUAAUGGUUUGUCUUUGCCAAUAGCCAUGUGAAAAUAUUUUCCAAAGCGAAUCUCGUAAAUAUAUAUAUAUAUAGUUUUUAAACAUUUUUUACACAAUAUUAAAAUUGCACAGCAACAAAUGCUUUGAUUUCGCACAAAAACUAACAAAGCAUCACAUAAAUAUGAUGGUAUCAAUGCAAUCAACGCCUACUUACAACACGAUCCCGCAUGAUCAAAGGGACUAAUGUUAAUUAAGAAUCUCUUGAAAAGAAAUUUCCGUCCAAGUGUUCAGAUAUACUGACGUAUUAUAAGAUUUUUACCAUACAUAGAAAUUAUAAAUAGAGUAUUUUAGUAAAAUAGAUUUAGUAAUUUUUAAAUAUUUAAUGAUGAUAAUACUGCCUUUGUUUUUUUUCUAAAAAAUUCUUAUUUAGACUAUAUUCACAAAUUACAAGAGGUAAUCGCACAUACGAGGGAAAAAUCCAUUUUUUAAAUAUUGUCUUGGUGAUUAAUUCGUUUGGAAAUGAAUUUUGUACGAUAUGUUUACAUUCGAUUGGUGUGCAUACACAUAAGCACCCUAUUUCACGUAUUAUUGCCUUUUACAUUGUUAAACUUUGUAAAAAAUAUAUAAUAAAGUUUUUUAGUAAGAAAAA